Messenger RNA from Alosa alosa (allis shad), 448 nucleotides. RefSeq names its product C-C motif chemokine 18-like. Gene Ontology annotation, biological process: monocyte chemotaxis; cellular response to type II interferon; inflammatory response. Lineage: Eukaryota; Metazoa; Chordata; Actinopteri; Clupeiformes; Clupeidae. The coding region runs from base 36 to 317 and encodes 93 amino acids. Gene Ontology annotation, cellular component: extracellular region. Gene Ontology annotation, molecular function: chemokine activity; CCR chemokine receptor binding. The transcript is spliced from 3 exons. The record is from RefSeq and is a predicted model, not a curated record.
AAGACAAGACAACAACCUGAUCAACCUACAGCACCAUGAAAACCACCUGCAUGUGCCUGGCUCUCGCACUGGUCAUAAUGAUGGCCGUUACCUCUGAGGCUUUCAUUUAUAGCCUUGAAACAACUCCAAAGGGCUGUUGCUUUAAGUUCCUUGAUGCAAGCAUCAAUAUUCCAAAGAGUGACAUUAUUUCUGCUGAGAAAACUGAUCCUAAGUGCCCUAAACCAGCAAUUGUUGUGACAGUUCCAGGCAGAGACUUCUGCGUGAGCCCCACCUCCAGGCUUGGCAAAAGACUUGCUGCCAAAGUGAAUAAAAACUGACUGACAUAAUAUGCUCUUAUUCUUAAGAGACAUUUAGACUUGCACUGAAAUCAGAAGGAAGAACAUCUUUUGCUUGUUUGUUUUUCUGUUUAUGCUGUUUUCUUUAUUGUCUGUGUUUUUGCUUGUUUUAU